UGUGGAUCAUGCUCUUUGUUUGUUUUUAGGUAUGCAUAUCCACCACCAGAUGGAAACAUAUUGAACAAUAUUGUCAACUCCCUCAUUGCUGUUCCCCGAUUUUACAAUCAGGUGUUGCAUUUGAUGAACAAGAUGAACCUUCCAGCUCCAUUUCGGAUGGCAUUGCCUACUCCACCUCUACCAUCACAAAGGCCUCUUCCUCCUCCCCCUCCACCACUGCAGCCUUCUAUGACAGAGAAACUUCACUUGGCUGAUUUGUCUAGUGAUGAGUCUGAGAUGGAGUCUUCUGAUGAAGAUGUUGAUACAAGGGAAGUCAAGCGCGCAAAGCAUGAAGCUAUUGUUGGUCCUGCAGUUGAUAGAAGUGUCGCUCAUGAAUCGGUCGGGGUGAAACCAGUUGCAUUAGUUCCCAAUGAGCUUCAAGUAAUAAAAAAGAAAAACCCAGUACUGCAGAUAAAAAUUGUCCCUAAGGCUGCUUAUAAGGAACUUGCUGAUCGGAGUAUUAUCGACAAGGAAUUGGCCUCUAGAGAUGAACAACUUGAAGAAAAACAUUUUGCCACACCUCAGGAAAUAGAGAAAGAGAAAUUACCGACAGAGGAGAUUUUGUCCCUUCCCAUGUUCAAGAAUUACACUCCAGGGAAUCCUGCCAGUGUAUUAUAUAUUAAGAACUUGGCAAAGGAUGUUGUUCAUGAUGACUUCUACUAUGUCUUUGGAUCUGUGUUUGAAAGCUUGGACGCUGCAAGAUCUGGCUUAAGUAUAAAGUUAAUGCAGGAAGGUCGAAUGCGGGGCCAAGCUUUUGUGACGUUUCCAUCUGUUGAACAUGCUCAACGUGCACUGAAUUUAGCGCAUGGUUACGCGUUCAAAGGCAAGCCGAUGAUCAUUCAGUUUGGUAGGAACCCUGGUGCUAGCAAAGCUUCCUAGGAGGUUGCAUUCUUUCCGAUUCUGAUUUUCUGUAAAGCUGUUUGAGUUAGCAACCAAGAUUGUGGGCAUUUUGUGCUGGUGCCCAUGAGUUGUUAAAUUCCACGUGGAAUAUAAUGGCACUUAUCGUGUUGCUAGAAUUUUAGGUAAGCAACAGCAUUGGUUACUUCGGUCGCUCACCUUAUUUGAUGUACCGCAUCUCUCCAUGAGAACAAAUUCUGUACCAUUCUAUGGGUUUUUUU
Messenger RNA from Triticum dicoccoides, 1157 nucleotides. Its product is annotated as U11/U12 small nuclear ribonucleoprotein 65 kDa protein-like. Gene Ontology annotation, molecular function: U12 snRNA binding; pre-mRNA intronic binding. The annotation marks the transcript as partial. Gene Ontology annotation, cellular component: U12-type spliceosomal complex. The record is from RefSeq and is a predicted model, not a curated record. The transcript has 8 exons. Gene Ontology annotation, biological process: mRNA splicing, via spliceosome. Lineage: Eukaryota; Viridiplantae; Streptophyta; Magnoliopsida; Poales; Poaceae.